Solanum pennellii is the source of this 3889-nucleotide messenger RNA. Its product is annotated as regulator of telomere elongation helicase 1 homolog. Gene Ontology annotation, cellular component: nucleus. Gene Ontology annotation, biological process: negative regulation of DNA recombination; regulation of double-strand break repair via homologous recombination; telomeric loop disassembly. Lineage: Eukaryota; Viridiplantae; Streptophyta; Magnoliopsida; Solanales; Solanaceae. Bases 146 to 3271 code for a protein of 1041 amino acids. Gene Ontology annotation, molecular function: ATP binding; hydrolase activity, acting on acid anhydrides, in phosphorus-containing anhydrides; DNA binding. The record is from RefSeq and is a predicted model, not a curated record. The transcript has 23 exons.
UCGCCCAUCGACAGUUUGAUUCAAGAAAACACGACGACGACGUAUUAUAGACGCAGAAAUAUUAUGGCGGGAAAACCUUUAAGGCUUUUCAAUGUGAUACAGUGUUAGGGUUCUUCAGUCGAAGCGAAUUGUCGCAAUCAAGAAGAUGCCGAUUUACAAAAUUAGGGGAAUCGAUGUCGAUUUCCCUUACGAGGCUUACGAUUGCCAAAUCGCUUACAUGGAAAAAGUUAUUCAGUCCCUUCAAAAUAGAUCUAAUGCAUUGCUUGAGAGUCCAACUGGGACUGGGAAGACCUUGUGUCUUCUUUGUGCCACAUUGGCUUGGAGGAAGAGUUUGGGGGGUUUCUCAGUCCGGAAGAGUGGAAGGAGAGAUCAUAUUUCCAGUAGCCAGCAGUCUGAUGAGUCUUCUCAAUCUGAAUCUUCAACAUUACCGAGUAUUGUAUAUGCAUCACGCACACAUAGCCAAAUUCGACAAGUGGUGAAAGAGUUAAAGAGGACCAACUAUAGGCCCAAAAUGGUAGUCUUAGGGUCUCGGGAACAACUAUGCAUUCAUGAGGAAGUGAGUCAGCUGCGUGGAAAAACACAGACAAAUGCCUGCCAUGCACUUUGCAAAAAACGCAAAAAACGUUACUGUGCCCAUUUUUCUCGAGUUGCAGAGUUCAUGAAGAUUAACCCUAGUAUCGGAGAGGAGCCUAUUGACAUAGAGGAUUUGGUCAACAUCGGAAGAAGCAGUGGACCGUGUCCAUAUUAUGUAUCACGAGAACUUCACAAGACUGUGGACAUAUUAUUUGCGCCUUACAAUUAUCUUAUUGAUCGCGGAUACAGAAAAUCUUUGAAUAUUCAGUGGACAAACAGUAUACUUAUAUUUGAUGAAGCUCAUAACUUGGAAAGCUUGUGUGCUGAUGCAGCCUCUUUUGACCUUUCUUCUGGCCUUCUGACAGCUUGCAUCUCUGAAGCUAAAAAUUGUAUAGACCUUUCGAUAGAAAGGAGGGAGAUGUCAAGUGACAAAUCAUGUAAUCCCGAUAACUUUGCCAUUCUCAGAGCACUUCUGUUGAAGCUUGAGAAAAAAAUUGGUGAAGUACCUAUUGAUUCAAAGGAGUUGGGUUUCACGAAGCCUGGACCAUACAUUUAUGAGUUUCUUGCUGAUCUAAAUAUCACACAGAAAACGGCCAACAUGCUCAUUGAUAUAAUUGAGGAAGCUACUGUACUUCUUGAAGAAGAUACAAACACUGCUGAAGAUAAAAAAACAAACAAGUCAAAAAGCACAGUCUGCAGAUUGGAAAGCAUGGGUGACAUUCUACAGCAGAUUUUCAGAGAUGAUGGGAACCCUCAUGCUCAAUACUAUCGUGUUCAUGUUCAGGAAGUUCAAGGAAAUGGCAUGGAUUCUUUUAAAGGCAAGGGAUCUAGGACACUGAGCUGGUGGUGUUUCAAUCCAGGUAUUGCAAUGGAGCAGUUCUCCAGAUUAGGUGUUGGAUCUAUCAUUUUGACUUCUGGCACAUUAUCUCCAAUGGAUUCCUUUGCUGAUGAAUUGAAGUUAGAUUUUCCAGUCCGUUUAGAGAACCCUCAUGUUAUAUCAGACAAUCAGAUAUGGGCUGGUGCUGUACCCGUGGGCCCUUCUGGUUAUACAUUCAACUCAUCAUAUAGGACGCGUGAUUCUAUUGAAUACAAGCAAGAGCUUGGGAAUGCCAUUGUCAAUUUUGCUCGCGUUGUACCAGAUGGCCUUCUUGUAUUUUUUCCUUCAUAUUACAUUUUGGAGCAAUGCAUUGGCUGCUGGAAAACUUUGGGACAAUCAAUCUCAAUGGGUUCAAGCACAAUAUGGGAAAGGAUAUGCAAACACAAGCUGCCUGUGGUUGAACCGAGACAGUCUUCCCUUUUCCCAACGGCAAUUGAAGACUAUAUGGCCAAGUUAAAGGACAAAUCAGCAUCCGGGGCUGUAUUUUUUGCCGUCUGUCGCGGAAAAGUGAGUGAGGGGCUGGAUUUUACUGACCAUGCUGGUAGAGCUGUUGUGAUCACUGGCAUCCCCUUUGCCACAAGGACUGAUCCUAAGGUUCGGUUGAAACGCGAAUUCCUGGAUCAACAGAUGGCCUUGCAACCAACUGGAUCUAAGCAGGUCUUAACAGGAGAAGAUUGGUAUACUCAACAAGCAACCAGGGCAGUUAAUCAGGCUGUGGGCCGUGUCAUUCGUCAUAAAGAUGAUUUUGGAGCAAUUAUAUUUUGUGAUGAAAGAUUCACAUACUCCAAUCGUCAGUCACAGAUAUCACGUUGGAUACAACCCCAUAUCAAGUGUCAUUCCAAAUUUGGGGAAGUAGUCUUCUCAUUGACACGCUUUUUUCGUGAUGGAAGAAUCCAUGGCCCUACAAAGCCAGAAAUGAUGCUACCAGAUGACAAGGAAACAGUAAAGAGCGUAGGAAGCUCUCAGUCUCAACUUCACUUUGAAAAGCUUCUCACCUCUCUGGUCUCAUCAGUGGAUAUUCCUUGCUCUACUAAUCAAUCGUCUUCCUCAGUUAAGCAAGGCAACGGCCCUGGUGGGCUGGAAGACAUACUUCCUGCUAAUAAAUCAUCUCUUAGAUCUGAUAAGAUAGCUAAGCUUCUGGCCGUAAAACAUGCAAGUAAUUUAUUGGUCCCUGGGCGAAAAGACAUGCCAAUUAGCAAUCAGAAAAUAAUUGACUUGACCAAACAUGAAUUGGCUGAUGAACCACCAAAAGAUGUUUUUGCACCUUGUUCUACGAAGAGGCCUCGGUUAGCAUUGACAGGAUCUGAUUGUCAAAGCGAUCAUUUUCGAAAGCCUCAUGAUAGUCCUGACUGUUCCUCAGUUGCCCAUCACCUGCUGUCUGAAAGUGACUUUAGAUAUUUAUUGAAUAAUAAGAAGUCACAGUAUUCUGAUAACCAAAGUACACGAAACAGUAAUUUAGAUAGAGCAAACCUUCUUGAAGAUGAGAGGACAUCACGAAAAACCGCAGGAUUAGUUGACCUGCAAAAUGAAGACGGCAUUCUUAGCUCUGCACCUUGCAAUAAUGAGGAGAAAGGAUCAGCUUUUCUUGUUCAGGUCAGGGAAAAGCUUACUGAUACAGAAUACCAUGAAUUCGUUGGGUAUAUGAAGUCACUCAAGUCUAAAGCAAUGAAGAUAGGCCAAGUUCUUCAAUCUAUCACAAGAUUAUUUUCUCUUCCUGAUAGACUACCUCUCCUUCACAGAUUUAAGGAUUAUGUUCCCGCGAAGUACCAUUCCUUGUAUGAUCAGUAUUUAAAAAGAAAUCAGGAAGUAGCUCACUUGUGAUGUGCAAAGUCAUCUUUAUAAAGUUAAUGAGUUCUCCGAUCUAAUGAGGAAAACUCUCAUACUCCUCCCCAUUCCUAGGCAGGCACACAGCCAUAAAGUUAGCCAGUGAGUAGUGCGUCCAUGUGAUGGAUAAGGCAAGGAACAAGAGUAGAAGAGGACAGAAGCAGAGUAUACAUAUCUUGCUAAAUUCGAUAUUCUUGUAAUAUCGCACUUAAAGGGAAAACGCCAAGUGAUUUUUCUCAUAUAUUUAACCAUUGGUGGUGUGCUGAUGAAGGUGGUAAGUGCCCAAUGAAAUAGUCGGGAUGCGUGGAAGUUCAACUGAACACCGUUGUAAAAAAAAAGGUGUAUAGAAGUUCAAUGUUUAAUGCUCUGUAGUUGGGAAUUCCAAUCACAAACUGGAAUACCAUCUACAGGCACUUGAUUUUUGAACUAUUUAAUCCUUAAGAUUGGAUCGAACUGUGCAUAGCGUGACUGUUACUCCAGUAGUUUGGGUGGAUACCUUUCUUUUGCAUCCAUUUGAAAUACCAUUGGAACAACAUAAUAUUUUAUGUUCUUUACCAUUUGAGGUUUAUAAAGAGAUUUCGAAAUUAUAAAGAACUGUUGUACUUUUUCUGUUAA